CGAUAACAGGAUUCUUCACUUCUAUAGUAAUUUUUUAAAUUUUGAGUACUAAAUUUGUUAUUCUUUUGUAACUUUUACAAAUAUGAAUACCUCACAGCACUCAAAGCUUGAGGCGUUGUUGCGUUAUCAGUCUCUCCCCAAGUAACCCCCUUCCCUGUUAGCUCUCACUACUAGUGGCGAUCGCCCACCGUUCCCCCACAAUUUUUCCGUCGCCGAAAGUUCGAAGCUGAUCUGGAGAUACAGAGAGAGAAUGGGAGAACCACUGGAGAGGUUGGGAUCAGAGGGAGCUGCAGGGCUGGAAUCGAGCAUGAAAGAGGAGCUUUGCAUGGAGAUCGAUCCGCCGUUCCGGGAAAAUGCUGCGACUGCUGAGGAUUGGAGGAAGGCUUUGAACAGGGUGGUACCCGCCGUGGUUGUGCUGCGGACUACCGCUUGUCGAGCAUUUGAUACUGAAGCCGCAGGUGCGAGUUAUGCCACUGGGUUUGUGAUAGAUAAGCGCCGCGGUCUCAUCCUCACCAAUCGCCAUGUGGUUAAGCCUGGACCGGUAGUUGCAGAGGCUAUGUUUGUGAAUCGUGAAGAAAUUCCUGUGUAUCCUAUAUAUAGGGAUCCGGUUCAUGAUUUUGGAUUUUUUCGUUAUGAUCCUGAUGCAAUACAAUUUCUGAGUUAUGAGGAGAUACCUCUUGCCCCUGAGGCUGCUUGCGUUGGACUAGAAAUCAGGGUGGUCGGUAAUGAUAGCGGGGAAAAGGUCUCUAUUCUAGCUGGUACACUUGCUCGUUUGGAUAGAGAUGCUCCUCAUUAUAAGAAGGAUGGUUACAACGACUUCAAUACAUUUUACAUGCAAGCUGCAUCUGGGACGAAAGGUGGUUCAAGUGGUUCCCCUGUAAUUGACUGGCAAGGCAGGGCAGUGGCCUUGAAUGCUGGAAGCAAAUCAUCAAGUGCCUCAGCUUUUUUCCUACCUUUAGAGAGAGUUGUACGAGCUUUAAGAUUUCUGCAGAAGGGCAAAGAUUCAUUCGUAAAUAAAUGGGAGGUGGUUACCAUACCUCGUGGUACGCUUCAGGCAACAUUUCUCCAUAAAGGAUUUGAUGAGACACGGCGCCUUGGUCUCCAAAGUGAAACAGAACAGGUUGUACGACAUGCAUCUCCAGUCGGGGAAACCGGAAUGCUUGUUGUUGAUUCUGUGGUGCCAGGUGGACCAGCUUAUAAGCACUUGGAGCCUGGUGAUGUGCUUGUUCGUGUUAAUGGGGAAGUAGUAACUCAGUUCCUGAAAUUUGAGACACUCCUUGAUGACAGAGUUGGCCAAGAGAUUGAAUUACAGAUUGAAAGGGGUGGCACAUUGUUGACUGUAACCUUUGUGGUUCAGGAUUUACACUCAAUAACUCCGGAGUAUUUCUUGGAAGUAGGUGGUGCGGUGAUACACCCUCUUUCCUAUCAGCAGGCCAGAAAUUUCCGUUUCAACUGUGGUCUUGUAUAUGUUACGGAGCCUGGAUAUAUGCUUUUUAGAGCGGGAGUUCCUCGGCAUGCUAUCAUCAAGAAGUUUGCUGGUGAAGAGAUAUCCCGGCUUGAAGAACUAGUCUCUAUUUUAUGCAAGUUGCCUAGAGGUGCUCGAGUGCCAUUGGAAUAUAUAAGCUACAUGGAUCGGCAUAGAAGGAAGUCUGUUCUAGUCACGAUUGAUCGCCAUGAGUGGUAUGCACCUCCUCAAAUAUACACUCGUGAUGACAGUACUGGUUUAUGGACAGCAAAGCCAGCUUUUCCACAUGACUCCCUACUACCAGCACCUGUUGCUGAUUAUACUGGUGAAUGUUUAACAAGCCAAACAGUUAUAUCAGGCACUACUGAGGCUAUUCUAAUGGAAUAUGCACAUCAAGAUAACAACCAGGAGUUGGCUGAAGGUGUUACUAGUAUGGAAUCAAACUGUGAACAUGUUUCUGGGGAACCACAUCCUCGGGAUGAUUUUGAUGCUGGAACAAAAAAAAGACAAGUGGAAGAGGAUUCAUCUGCAGAUGGGAUUGUUAUAUCUACUUGUUCCUUAGAUGAGCCAAGGGAAAAAAGGUUGCAGGAUAUGAGAGCCAUGGACCACGCAUAUUUAAGAGAUUAUCAGGGUGCAGCAGCAGCAGCAGCAGCAGCUAACGCUUCCAUAGCUGAACGUGUGAUAGAGCCCACUCUUGUUAUGUUUGAGGUUCAUGUUCCUCCACUAUCUAUGCUUGAUGGCGUCCAUUCUCAGCAUUUCUUUGGGACUGGUGUCAUUGUAUAUCAUUCUUUGAGCAUGGGAUUGGUUGCUGUUGACAAAAACACAGUUGCAGUAUCUGUGUCAGAUGUCAUGCUAUCCUUCGCUGCUUUUCCGGUUGAGAUACCUGGAGAGGUAGUUUUUCUUCAUCCUGUUCAUAAUUUUGCGAUUGUUGCAUAUGACCCUUCUGCUUUGGGAGCUGUUGGUGCCUCAGUUGUUCGUGCUGCUGAACUUCUUCCUGAGCCUGCAUUGCGUCGUGGGGAUUCUGUCUAUCUUGUGGGGUUGAGUCAAAGCUUACAGGCAACAUCAAGGAAAUCCAUUGUCACCAACCCAUGUGCUGCUCUGAAUAUUGGCUCUGCUGAUUGUCCACGUUACAGAGCAACGAAUAUGGAAGUUAUUGAGCUGGAUACAGAUUUUGGUAGUACAUUUUCGGGGGUGCUGACUGAUGAACAUGGAAGGGUUCAAGCUGUGUGGGGAAGCUUCUCAACUCAGCUGAAAUAUGGUUGUAGUACUUCAGAACAUCAAUUUGUCAGGGGCAUCCCAAUUUACACCAUCAGCCAAGUGCUUGAUAAAAUCAUAUCUGGUGCGAAUGGACCCCCUCUAUUAAUAAAUGGUGUCAAAAGGCCAAUGCCGCUUGUUAGAAUUAUGGAGGUUGAGCUCUAUCCUACUUUACUUUCGAAAGCUCGGAGUUUUGGACUUAGAGAUGAUUGGAUCCAAGCCCUUGUCAAGAAAGAUCCAAUUAGGCGUCAAGUUUUGCGUGUUAAAGGUUGUUUGGCUGGAUCAAAAGCUGAGAAUUUAUUAGAACAAGGUGACAUGGUCUUGGCAAUAAACAAAGACCCUAUUACAUGCUUCCAUGACAUAGAAAGUGCUUGUCAAGCAUUAGACAAAAAUGACGGCAAAGAUGGAAAGCUCAACCUGACUAUUUUCCGGCAGGGAUGUGAAAUUGAACUUUUUGUGGGAACAGAUGUUAGGGAUGGUAAUGGCACGACGCGCAUGAUAAACUGGUGUGGAUGUAUUGUUCAGGAUCCUCACCCAGCUGUGCGAGCUCUCGGAUUUCUUCCUGAAGAAGGACAUGGUGUGUAUGUGGUAAGGUGGUGUCAUGGGAGUCCCGUACACAGAUAUGGGUUGUAUGCUCUUCAAUGGAUAGUUGAAGUUAAUGGAAAGCCUACUCCCAAUUUAGAUGCAUUUGUUGAUGUGACGAAGGAAUUGGAACAUGGGGAGUUUGUCCGUGUGCGAACAGUCCACUUGAAUGGAAAGCCCCGGGUACUGACAUUAAAACAGGACUUGCAUUACUGGCCUACUUGGGAGCUAAGGUUUGAUCUUGAUGCUGCAAUGUGGCGCCGUACGAUAAUUAAAUCAUUGGACAGUGGCACACUAUGAACCAAUCCUUGUUGGCUAACAAGAAAUUAAAUCAUUGGACAGCGGCAAAGAACAUCCGUACAUUUACCUGGAAUUGUUGGUGCUGCACAGCAUUGAAAUGGCGCCUUCUUGAUGGUGCCUUGUGGCUCGGCUCUCUCUCUCUAAAUUGAUAUUUGAAAUAGAAACAUAGCAGUUGUGCAGGGAGGGCCAUGGAGUUCAGGUCUACUUGCAUAUUGUAAUUGAAAAUACCUUGGCUGGUCUACUAGUAAAAUGUGUUCACAAGCUUAGACAAUUAUAAAAUUUCAUGUAAAUCAUUUGAUGAUGAGAAAAAUAAAUCAAUAGCUACUUGUCCUUUUGCCUUUUU
Molecule: messenger RNA, 3944 nt
Organism: Malania oleifera
Lineage: Eukaryota; Viridiplantae; Streptophyta; Magnoliopsida; Santalales; Ximeniaceae
Product: protease Do-like 7
Exons: 25
Coding region: 251-3601 (1116 amino acids)
Biological process (GO): proteolysis
Molecular function (GO): protein binding; serine-type endopeptidase activity
Source: RefSeq, a predicted model, not a curated record